Papilio polytes (common Mormon) is the source of this 1214-nucleotide messenger RNA. Its product is annotated as transmembrane protein 177. Lineage: Eukaryota; Metazoa; Arthropoda; Insecta; Lepidoptera; Papilionidae. The record is from RefSeq and is a predicted model, not a curated record. The transcript has 4 exons. The coding region runs from base 138 to 1100 and encodes 320 amino acids.
AAUUGACAAAUGACAAGGUUAGGUUAGGGGGACUGUGAUUAUUUUUGAUUUUAGUAAAAUUUAUUUACGUAAUAUUUCUACUUAAAUUUAAAGCUGUCUAAUUAAACACAGUUGUCAUCUGCUUGUAAGCUUAUAAAAUGACUACACGAAAGCCCAUUUCUUGGUUUAUAACAGAAAAAGGUCGUAAGUUUUCGUUUGCUAUUGUUACCGGUGCUGGGAUUGCACUAAGUUGUGCUAGAUUUAUGCCACAAACCCUUUUCCUAGAAAAAUACAAAGAUUUUGUACAUUAUUACAAAGAUGGUGAGCGAGUUGGAAUUCCAAGGGAACUAUCAUCACGCUAUGAUAAAUGCCUUGAAAUUUUAAAGUUGACAGAUACACACAGGAAACUUAUCCAACCAUUUAGUGUUUUUGGUUUUGACUUAUUCCAUGCAGGCAGUACAAGUUCAAAAUUUGGAGUAGCAAUUGGAAUCCCUGUUAACUUUGCUUACAAUUCUGUGGAUGACAUUAAAAAAGAUAGUAUUCAGGUAAAUCAAAAAAACAUAAACUGGGAGUCUGAACUUGGAAAAAAACUAGCUAAUGCACUCAUUCUUCCGGAUAAGGUGCAAGAAUUUGCUAUUUGCAGAGAAAUUCUAAUGGCCAAUAAUAACAAAGUGGUAUUUGAAUCAUGCUAUCCAUUUAUGUCUAUAUUUUUUGUGUACAACCUUUGCCAAUAUUUAAAUAAGAGACUUAAUUUGUAUGCAGCCCACCCAUUGGUCAGAUCUACCAUGUAUACUAUUGUAGGUUUAUUUGGAGUUGGAACCUAUUUCCUCAUGAAGGAUCUUACAGAAGUACAUUAUGAGACAGAUGUUGACAAACAAUUAUGUGAACUUGGUCCUGAAUAUGUGGAAAAUGGUGUUAUAUUCUAUGAGAAACUUUUACAGCGUAACCAAGCACUAAGAGAGUUAAUGGGAAGUGAGGGGGAGCGGAAAUAUACUAAAAUGGGUAAUGAAAAUUAUGGUAUAAGACAGCCGCGAAUAGCAUUGAUACAUCGAAAACAAUUUUUUGAACUUCAACUAAAAGAAAAAGCACUUCCAGAAGAACAAGACAGCCUUGAAGAAUAAUGUUUAACUAGUUUGUAGCUUAGUAAUAUUUAAAUUACAAAAAAAUGUACUUGUGAAGUUAACCAAAGGAAAGAAGUUAAAUCUUUAUUAAGUCAAAGUAAAAACUAUAACUUA